CGUGACUCAAUCCAAACAGCCUUCACAUUUGACUUUCAUCUCUCUCUCUCUUUCUUGCUUUUUUUCUCUCUUUCACUCAUUCUGCCAAAUAAGAUCCAAUUACACGCUAUGUACGGAGUGUCGGUGGCAUUGUUCGGAUUAUCACUGGUUUUAUUCCUGCGCUUCUACUGGAUUCGCAAAGAAAGUAUGAAGAUUUUCAAACUAAUCAAUGUACCUGGUCCACCACCAAAUUUCCUUUUUGGGAAUUUGAUAUCUUUUGCUAAGAAGCAAGCUUUCUACAGCACUUACCUUGACUGGUACAAAAUUUAUGGUAAAACAUUUGGCUACUUUGAAGGUCUUCGACCAGUUUUGGUAACAGCGGAUCUGGAUAUUCUAAAUCAAGUGAUGGUGAAAAAGUUUGACGUUUUUCAUGCUCGAAAGGUUUUCCCAGUUCAAGUCGAUCCAGAUAAAGAUGAUGAAGUCCAUAUGUUUUUCGCUCGUGGUGACAGAUGGAAACGUCUUCGAGCCAUCAGUAACCCAGCUUUCACCUCAGCUAAAAUACGAAAGAUGUCAUCUUUGGUCCAUAACUGCAUAGACAAUGUCAUUGCAGAACUGAAAAGGCGGGCACACAACAACGACAGUAUUGAAAUGUAUGAUAUUUUUCAGCGUCUGACUCUGGACUCCAUGUCAAGUUGUGGUUUCGGUUUCAAGACAUCUGCCAUUCAAAAUCCCAAUGAUAUUUUUCUUAAGAACUGUCGACAAGUUCUUUAUAAUACAACCAGACCAAGUCUUUUUUUCCUUAUAGGUUUUCUUUUCCCCAACACUGAUAAAUUCCUCGUCAGGCUUGCUCGCUUAAGAGAUUACAUUUUUGGUAAUCCUGUCUUUUGGUUGGAGAAACAGUUUGAAAAAAUUAUUGCAAUGAGAAAAAAAUUUGAUUCUGUACCACGCAUGGACUUACUUCAUAUGAUGAUUGAAGCCAAUAAACUGACACAUUCUGAGGAGUCUCUACAUGUCCAUGAGACUCCAUCACAAAACAUUCCGGAACCAAAAUACAAAUAUGCAAAACUCUCUUUAUUGGAAUUACGUUCACAAUGUUUCCUAUUCCUGAUGGCUGGCUACGAGACAACAGCAACGACCCUUAUUUACACGGCUUAUGAACUGGCUUACAACCAAGAAAUACAAUCCAAACUCUAUGAUGAGAUUAUAGAAUGUUUCCCAAAUAAGGAUGAUGAAAUCACGUAUGACAUUGUAAAUAAAAUGGAAUAUCUUGACAAAGUUUGGUGUGAAACUCUCCGUAAAUAUCCACUUGCAAGCACUGUGGUGGCUCGGCAAGCAGAGACAUCUUGUAAAUUGUCCGAAGAUUUGACAAUUCCUAAAGGCAUGAUUGUUCAAGCGAACAUCUGGGCAAUCCACUACAAUCCAGACGUAUGGGGAGCUGACCCACACAAAUUUAACCCAGAAAGAUUCUUACCAGAAUUAGUGGCCCAUCGUCAUCCCAUGGCAUACUUGGCAUUUGGAGCAGGACCCCGUAAAUGUAUUGGCAUUCAGUUUGCCAAAAUGGAAGGCAAAAUAGCAAUUGUAAAGUUAGUUCAAACAUUUCACAUGAUUCUGUCUGAAAAGCAGGGUCCAUUGGAGACGAUCGAAGGGGCCACAAUAGCCCCUGUAAAUGGAGUUUAUCUACGACUCUAUCCCAGAGAUAUUGACCAGGAGUGAAGGAGAGAAAAAAAAAUUUUUUAAGAGGAUUUUAUGUGAUAGAAAAAUCAAACCAAAAGACUGACAACCUGAUGUA
Octopus sinensis (East Asian common octopus) is the source of this 1768-nucleotide messenger RNA. RefSeq names its product cytochrome P450 3A24-like. Gene Ontology annotation, molecular function: iron ion binding; monooxygenase activity; heme binding. The transcript has 13 exons. The record is from RefSeq and is a predicted model, not a curated record. Bases 109 to 1692 code for a protein of 527 amino acids. NCBI's taxonomy places the organism in Eukaryota, Metazoa, Mollusca, Cephalopoda, Octopoda, Octopodidae.